UUGCACAUCACUAGAGCCAACAUCCAAAACAAAUUUUGUUGUUUUUAUACCCAAAUCUUCAUCUGCAUAGGCUAUUUGGCAACAAUGAAUGCAAAUGCAUCGGAUGUAGGGAAACUGAAAUGCAGAACAUGCCUGGGAGAGUGCGAAGAGUGUACAAUGACUUCUCUGUUUGAAGUGGACGAGAUGGACGGCGUGGGGGAAGAUCUCAGCGACAAGUUUCAGCACUGUUGUGGAAUUAAGGUACGCAGCUCUCCUCGACUACCAGGAAAGGUGUGCAGCAAGUGUCGUGACUUCGUACAGAUGUGGUUCAGCUUUCGCCAAAUGGUUCUCAAUUCCCAAGUUUAUUUGGAGACUUGCUCGUCGGAUGGGGAGCAGACAGAGGAGUUCAAGCAAGCCAACAAAAGCGAGUUUAUAGACUAUAUGUACCAGGACCUUCAAGAAAAUUGUGGCCUUGAAAUUGAGUACCCGGAUGACAGCCCCCAGGAGGAAAUUGAGGACAUAACUGCCCAGUAUCAAGAGAUUCUCGACGGUGUUAACUAUGUCACUGACACUGGGGAGCUGGUCAACAAUGAGCAAGAAACGGGUGCCGAUGACCAAGCCAAGGCUCUGACUCCUGAACAGUUGGUUGUAAAUGUUCAGCCAUUUGAAGCUGAUGAAACCAUCGAGACCGAAUUAGUUGAGGAGUCUUUCAUGGUGAAGGAGGAUUACUGCGAUGAGGAUGAUUUUGCGGAGAGUAACACAGAGUUCCUGUCGCCCACACCAUCGCCAGAACCGAAUCCCAGCAAUGAGAGCAAACGCGGGCCAGGCAGGCCCCGCAAGCCAGACAAUGAACUGAAAUGCAAGCGCAAGAUCAAAACUCCUGGAAAACCCGCAACAGAGCUUAAACGCGCAUCCUCGAAUUUCAUGUGCAAUAUGUGUGGCAAUGUCUAUACAAAGAAGUCCUCGUUUACCUCACACAUGAUGACCCACGUGGACUACAAGCCCCACCAGUGCGAAAUCUGUGACAAAGCCUUCCGUCAGAUGGGAGAGCUGCGUGCCCACAUUCGUCGCCACACGGGCGAGCGUCCCUACAAGUGUAUGUAUUGCGAGCGACACUUUUACGACCGCAGCGAAAGGGUGCGCCACGAGCGAGUCCACACCAACACGCGCCCAUACGAGUGCAAAGAGUGCGGCAAGGCCUUUACACACACAGCCAUCCUCAAGAAUCACAGUCUGGUGCAUUCCGGCGAAAAGAACUACAAUUGCGCCGUAUGCUCCAAGUCAUUCACUCUGAUGCAUCAGCUAAAGGCACACCAACAGACGAUAGUCCACAGAACCAUGGUAGAGCAGGCCAUGGAAAAUUCCACGGUCUACACAUAUAUAGGACUAGACGCUUGUUUAUUUUAUUUUAUUGCAAAACAGUCUUGGAAGUCUUUAAACAUGCCCGAGUACAUGCUUUGUAGGAUCUGUUUAACAGAAGAUCUAAGCUUAGACGGCAUGACGCCACUAUUCGACGAUCAGAACGUGGAGUGUACAGAGCUGGUGAAGAAAAUUGAAGAAGUCGGCAGCAUCAAGCUAGCCCCACUUCAAGACAUGGUGAGCAUGCUGUGCUUUAACUGCGUGGACACCCUCUCGAUUGCGCACAAAUUCCGGGAACUGUGCCAGGCGAGCGAGCGAGCCUUUUCCGAUAAUAUUGUCAAGGCGGAGAUGAAGUGCGAACCCACUGAGGAUCCCUCGAGCCUAGAGGAGCAUAACAUUGAGUAUAUUUACGAGGCUGCCAGCGAAUUCAUUGAUGCCGAUGGCGAUAUUGAACUAGACACUAUGCUGGAAGAGCGUUUGGAGGAUGGAAUUACAGAAGCUGACGCGACAUUCGGCGACAUAGGAGUGGUGGAAGAGAUAGAUGAGAAUGACCUGCUGAUAGAAAACGGCAGCGAUAGUGACUACGAACCAAGUGAACGUUACCGCAAGCCAAAGAUUCGCAAAACGCGGCUCGCCAAACGCGGUCGUGGCAGACCACGGAACUCCACCCUGGAGAAUGGUCAGGAAAAGGCGCCUGGCAUGUGCAGGUCCAGUGAAGAGCCCACAAAUAUCAUGUGCGAAAUAUGUGGCAACAUCUACUCCAAGAGAGCAGCACUCAACAUUCACAUGCGCCGUCAUCUGGCUGAGAAGCCGUUCGAAUGCGAGAUUUGCGGUAAAACGUUUGCGGGUCCCUCGGAGCUUAAUCGUCAUAUACGAGUACACACUGGCGAGAAACCGUUCACGUGUAAAUACUGCUCCAGAUCGUUUGCGGAUCGAAGCUCCAACAUACGGCAUGAAAGAACUCAUACAAAUGAACGGCCCUUUGCCUGCUCAACUUGUGGCAAGUCCUUCUCGUACUCUAAUGUCCUGAAGAAUCACAUGUUAACUCACACGGGGGAGAAGCCCUUUUUGUGUCUGCCCUGCAACAAAACAUUUUCUCGUAAGCACCAGCUGGAGCAGCACAUCGGCACGAUGACCCACCAGCAAACCAUGAGAGCGCAUCAGACAAACGAGACCUUACGGGGGGCUUCGGAAUUAUACUAGUUUGUUAAAGAUCUAAUUAAAUGAACAUAUGAUGACUGUAAAUAAAAGUUAUAAAAUAAAAAAAUAAUUGUGUAUUAAA
Messenger RNA from Drosophila guanche, 2620 nucleotides. Its product is annotated as zinc finger protein 571. Bases 85 to 2541 code for a protein of 818 amino acids. Gene Ontology annotation, molecular function: DNA-binding transcription factor activity; RNA polymerase II cis-regulatory region sequence-specific DNA binding; zinc ion binding. Gene Ontology annotation, cellular component: nucleus. Gene Ontology annotation, biological process: regulation of transcription by RNA polymerase II. The record is from RefSeq and is a predicted model, not a curated record. The transcript has 10 exons. Lineage: Eukaryota; Metazoa; Arthropoda; Insecta; Diptera; Drosophilidae.